Molecule: messenger RNA, 1437 nt
Organism: Daldinia childiae
Lineage: Eukaryota; Fungi; Ascomycota; Sordariomycetes; Xylariales; Hypoxylaceae
Product: Protein ssh4
Exons: 3
Coding region: 1-1437 (478 amino acids)
Molecular function (GO): protein binding
Source: RefSeq, a predicted model, not a curated record
AUGGCGAGCCUAGAUGGCAUCCUGAUCGGAAUUUUAUCGUCCUUCGGCUCCGCCAUCCUAAUAGCCCUGAUUUUCCUAGUCGUAUACUUCUUCAGAUACACGACUUCCGGUCGCAUCUUUCUUGGCCGGAUCGGUCGGCCUGGCGAAUAUGACGAUGAGCAAGCAUUUGCUAGGGAGGAGGCGGAGGCCUUGGAGGUGAUGGAUGACAUGCAAAGGAUAGAGUACCUAAGAGCAAAAGCGUUUAUCCAAGCGAAUCCGCCCGAGUCGCUUCAAACAGACAUUUCUUUAUCACAAUACCUAGCCAUACAAGAAAAGGGAGUUUCAGCGUGGGAAUUCGAGCCGGAGCUGGAAAUCGCCAACUGUUUCGUUGAAGCGAGAACCGAGAUUGAGUUCUUUGAUUCUGAAUGCACAGUCAUGAGCAAUCUACCCGUACCAAAGCAGAACGAAGUCUACUACUGGGAAGCCAAGAUCUACGAUAAACCCGAAACCACAUUGCUUAGCAUCGGCAUGAGCACGAAACCUUACCCUCUAUUCCGACUUCCAGGCUUCCAUAAAUAUUCCAUCGCCUAUACUUCCAUCGGUGCUCGACGGUACAACCAACCCUUCAACGCAACUGCUUACGGGCCUCAAUAUGUUCAAGGCGACGUUAUCGGAGUUGGCUAUCGUCCAAGGACAGGGACCAUUUUCUUUACCCGUAACGGCAAGCGAUUAGACGACGUAGCUCAUGGCCUGAAGUCUCAAAACUUCUUCCCAUCUGUUGGCGCGAACGGACCGUGUACCGUACACGUCAACUUUGGUCAGGCCGGCUUCGUAUUUAUCGAGGCGAACGUAAAGAAAUGGGGACUUGCUCCGAUAACCGGCAGUCUGGCACCGCCGCCACCUUAUGGAAGCGAACAGGGAAGCAUCCUACUCGAGACCGGACGCAGGAAAGACGAGCAGCCCGGAUCGCCAUCGAGGGGCUAUGGUUAUACACAGUCGGUUCAGCGGUACACUAACAGUGGCCCAGGUUUAAACCCAGGACACGGGCGGACAAGGAGUGGCAACUUCAGAGUACUUCCGCCUACGAGUCCAGGACCACAAAGAAGUCCUACUGAUAUUUCCCUCGCGCAGCUGGUUCCUUCGGACGAGGCAGGCGAAGCCAGCAACGCUAUCAAUGCUGGCGGAGACCAAGUUGUCGACGUCGUUGGAUUGGGUCUACAUGAAGCAUCACACCCACCGCCCGAGUAUACUAGUCCGGAACACUCGGAUGAGGAUAGCUCGGGCUCCGAUAGCGAUCACGUUCCAUUGAUCAGAUCAGGUCGCAGCCGCGGGGCAUCCGCAGCCACCAUAAGACCGAGUAACCCCCCGAUACCUAGCUAUAGUGACGCCGUCCGACAAGGUGCUGGUAGGGACAGGAGCCGCAGCGACAGCGCCAUGCCUAGACGGGAUGGCAUGUAA